UGACCACCCUCUUGAAUUUCCAUCAGUUCUCUUGUCCUGGUUUGCUACACAAUACCCCAGUAUGGACAUCUUCAAGCUGUCUUCCAACGGCAGUCUAUUUGACAAUGGCACUCGAUUCAGUGAGCACUUGUCGAAGUAUAACGGUAGUCUCGCUUUCCUCUCCACUGGAGAACAGACGGUCACUAGCCAGCUUGUUCGCUACUCUAUUCUCUUUUGGGUCGCCUACUCUGGUCUACGCUGCAUCUACAAUGUUUUUUUCCACCCUCUUCGCAAAAUCCCUGGCCCAUUGAUGGCUGCCAUGACGCCCUUCCCUGAUUUCUGGUACGAUGCUGUGAAGAGGGGAAAUUAUAUUUGGGAGAUUCAAAAGAUGCACAAGAAAUACGGCCCAAUCGUACGCAUCAACCCAAACGAAGUCCACAUCGACGACCCUUCAUAUUAUCAGAAUGUUUAUGUUGGCGGAACCCACAAGGUCAACAAAGAUUCCUCCACCGUUGCAGGAUUUGGUGUACCCGAGUCUGUAGCCGCAACCGUAGCCCACAGCUUGCACCGCUCUCGACGUGGCUAUAUGAACCCGUACUUUUCGAAACGGUCUAUUGUAGGGAUGGAACCUCUUCUCCACGAGCGAAUCACAACCCUGCUAGGUCGAUUGAACGGCGCUCAUCGCGCGGGAACGAAGAUAUCCCUUGAUAAAGCAUUCUCCGCCAUGACAGCCGACAUCAUCACGCAGCGCUUUUUUGGCUAUCAUUACGACUAUCUCAGCGUGCCCGAUCUAGUCUUUCCCAUCAGAGAGGCUUUCCAGGGUGUAUCGGAGAUCUUCCACUGGACUCGAUUCGUGCCAUGGGCCAUCAAAUACCUGAAGAUGUUGCCUAUUCCUGUCAUCCGUAUGAUCCUUCCAUCGCUCGGUACUUUGCUGGUAUUGCAACAAGAAAUUGAGACCAAGAUCGACGAGCUUCGCGGGAGUAAGCAAGGCGAGAACCAAAAGUCUGUCAUCAUGCAAGCUCUUAGUGAUGAGUCGAUUCCGAAGUCGGAGCGGUCCAUGCAGCGCCUAUUAGAUGAAGGCCAGGUGAUCAUCUUCGCUGGAACCGAAACAUCAUCGCGCGCCCUCUCUGUCGGCAUGUUCUAUCUUUUGUCUGAUAAGUCGAUGGUUGACAAAUUGCGCGCUGAGCUAACACAGGUCGCUCAUAUUCCUGAGACUGAGUUGACGGCUGCGAAUCUCGAGCCCCUGCCUUAUCUUACUGGCGUAGUAAAAGAAUCAAUUCGACUUUCAUACGGACCGCUCACCCGCCUUCCCCGUGUUUUCGUCGAAGAAACGCUACAGUACGGCAAAUACUCGAUCCCGCCAGGUACACCCAUAAGCCAGUCCACAUAUUUCGUGCACAACAACCCAGAAAUCUUCACAGAUCCCCUCAAAUUCAAGCCAGAGCGAUGGGUUGAGGCCGCAGAGAAAGGUUUCCCUCUCAAUAACUACCUCACCAGCUUCACUAAAGGCUCCCGGCAAUGUCUGGGCAUUGGAUUGGCACACGCGGAGAUGUAUCUCACGAUUGCUCGUGUGAUCAUGAACGUUGACAUGGAGCUUACCAACACAACUGCGGACGAUGUUUCUAUCGACAGUGUGCUCAUUAUUGGGCAGCCUAAGCAUGAUCCGACGAGGGGUCCAGGUCAAGGCGAGGUUGAAGUAAUGGUCACUCGGAAGCUGUAGGGUUGAGACUGUUGGGAAGACGUGGGCCUUAUACUAUCCCUAUGUUGAAGCAUAUUGAAAGGUGCGAAGAAUAUGGCCAUGUUACUAAAGGCCAUGUAUCUUAGAUUGAGACAAUACGACAUCAUGUUUCCCUGCC
Boeremia exigua is the source of this 1835-nucleotide messenger RNA. Its product is annotated as trichodiene oxygenase. Lineage: Eukaryota; Fungi; Ascomycota; Dothideomycetes; Pleosporales; Didymellaceae. The transcript has 5 exons. The record is from RefSeq and is a predicted model, not a curated record. Bases 62 to 1699 code for a protein of 545 amino acids. Gene Ontology annotation, molecular function: heme binding; oxidoreductase activity, acting on paired donors, with incorporation or reduction of molecular oxygen; monooxygenase activity.